This is a messenger RNA of Leptomonas pyrrhocoris, 2431 nucleotides long. RefSeq lists its product as hypothetical. The transcript has a single exon. The record is from RefSeq and is a predicted model, not a curated record. The coding region runs from base 230 to 2431 and encodes 733 amino acids. NCBI's taxonomy places the organism in Eukaryota, Euglenozoa, Kinetoplastea, Trypanosomatida, Trypanosomatidae.
GCUUACAUUCCGUUUUUAGAGGCGCGUCACUCACGAGAAUUCCUUUCACUGUGAGUACUCCCCCCCCCCCUCUUCCCCCGUUUUUUGUUGGCAGCUGAGACGAGUGUGUAGUCAACUAGAAGCUUCCCUUCUCACACAACGAUCAUUGUCGUGAUAACAUCAGCUCGUAGAGCCAUUCACUCCCCUCACCCCCCCCCCCUCUUGUUUUCACGCGUCCUGCGCUGUGCCGAUGGCGUCUCCGCAGUACUCGACGCCGUAUUCCCAGUUGAGCUACCCCUCCUACACGCCCCUCUCCGUCGUGCCGGUGAAGACGGAUGGAUCCUCAACGUGGAGCGGCAACGGCAAUCCACGCAGGACAUCCAACACCAGCGAUGCCGAUCUCCGGCUUCUACGGGCUGCGGUGAUGUACGACGUCGCACGGCAAAAAGGAGCUGCCGCCGCCUCCCCGCCAGCGCUUGCAGGGGGCGUCCACUGCGCAACGGGUGCGAGGUGGCCGACACCCGACACCGCACUCGCGCAGCGCCGCCCAGCCGGUGUCUCCGUCUUCUCUGCGGCGUCCACCCGCACCAACGCCCCGCUGUACGCGCCGCAGCCGUCCCAGCACCAGCACCACCAUCCGCCAACCUCCACCAUUCGAUACAGCGACAUUGAGCGGGUGCGGAGACUGCCCAAUGCCGCUUCCUUACCAGGAGCUACACGAGCCACAACGGCAACUGCAGCGGUGGUGGAUGGCACCGCGGUGGAGGUGCAGUCGGACGUCGUCUGCGCAGCGGAGGCCGCCCCCUACCUCUGUGCAUUCCAAGAGGAGUGCCAGUCCCUCUUGGCGUUAUUGGGCGCGCCGCCGCCGAAGAGACCAGCGCUGCCACCACCACCAGUGCCGGCAACUGCUGCAGCCCCGAUCACAGCCGCGCCUCCCUCACCGCCGUCGACGUGCUCGUCCUCCUCUUCUCUUCCGCCGUCCCUCUCUCCGGUAGCUGCCGCCCCGCUGGAGACGACGAGCACCGCCGCCAGCGCCGUCCCCGCCUCACCGCCCACCCCGACGACGUACGCACAGCUCUUGCGGGAGAUGGACCAACUCGCCUCCCUCCUUCAGCAGGAGGACAACACCAACUCCGAUGCGGCGCCGCUCUCGCAGUCCUCCACGCCGACCACCACCUCACCUGCGAGGCCCGUUGAUGCCGGCAAGGUAACACCCGAAAAGCAGGCCCGUCCUCCUCACCCGUCUUCUGGUCAGGCGGUGCGUCGCCGCGGGCCGCCUUCGGGAGCGGCAUCUCGCCUCGCCCCCAGCGCCGCAGAGCUCGUCGCCCAUCCGCCAAGCCCCUUCUGGGCCGCCCAGCUGCUGAGGUGGGUGACGUUCCUCAUCGAGAAGAAGCAAGGCGUGCUGCGGCUUAUCACCGCAUUUGAGGCCACCCGGACCCCGUCGCGCCGCCACGCCGGGUGUGCUGAAGAAGCGUCGUCCGGCGAGUCCGCCGCCGUGAAGGUAGCUGACGGGCUACUGCGGCUGCUGCGCUCGCUGAACCCCACCACGAGCGACGUGGAGGCGUGGACGUCGGGGCAGCAGCGGCACAUGUGCACGCGCGUUGCCAACUUACUGGCGGAGCUGACGUCAUCCGAGGAAGCCGUCGUGGCCGCUUUGCUAAACGACGCUGCCGCCGGUGCCACCAUGGAGCGUGAGGGCGUCUCGAAGCUCAAUGACGCACACAGUAGGGAGCAGCCCUCGUCUGUUCGGCCCACACCGCCGACCCCUGUCGUGCGUCUUCCACCGGCGUACCGCAAAGACAUGCUGGAGACGCUCGCGCUGCUGGAGAAGCUGUCACAAGAGAACAAGGCGCUGAAGCUGCAGUUGAUGGAUGCACAGGCUGAGCUGACGAAGCUUCGUGUCGAGGCGAGGGGCGAGCGGGAGGCGAAGAAUGAGGUCGCAACGCACUUUGACCGCGUGGCGGCGCAGAACGCCGACCUCAUCUCGCGCCUGCGUGACGCGGAGGCAAAGCUGCAGGAGGCGGCGGCAGAGACGAAGCCCAACCCGCAGGAGGACGCCCUGCGCAGCCAAUUAGAUAGGCAGACAUCCAACCUGCGUGAUGUGCGGCGUGAGUUAGACGACACAAAGGAGGAGAGCGACACGCUUCGCCGCACAGUGCUGCAGCUGCGUGACGCCCUGAUGCGCCAUCGCGCUGUCAUUGACCUGCUGUCUCGGCACCGCCGUGAGCGCCAGCCCGACGGGUCCACUACGGGGCCCUCCAGUGGCGGGAGGGCACGACGGCUGCCGGACAGUCCGCCGAUGCAACUAAUCGAGGACAUCCUCUCUGGUGUCCGCGACGCUCCUUCAUCCACGUUGUCCUCCAUCACAGGCUCUGGAGAGGAGGAGGAGGCGGAGGAAGAGGCGACAUACGACGUGAGCAACGAGGCUUCCAAGGAGGCCUACCGUGCGUAA